This is a messenger RNA of Truncatella angustata, 735 nucleotides long. Its product is annotated as ebp domain-containing protein. Gene Ontology annotation, cellular component: endoplasmic reticulum; membrane. Gene Ontology annotation, molecular function: cholestenol delta-isomerase activity. Gene Ontology annotation, biological process: sterol metabolic process. The transcript is spliced from 2 exons. The record is from RefSeq and is a predicted model, not a curated record. Lineage: Eukaryota; Fungi; Ascomycota; Sordariomycetes; Amphisphaeriales; Sporocadaceae. The coding region runs from base 1 to 735 and encodes 244 amino acids.
AUGGCUUCGUUCAUCGACUCCCUACCACCAGAUGUAUUUGAUCAGACGACUCUGAUUUCCCUUGCAUCCACUGUUGCCAUUCUCGCGAUUGCGUAUGUCGGGUCACUCGUCGCGCUUCCGGCCUCAACCCCAGCCAGCUACCGCGGCCUGUUCAUUUGGCACGGCUUCGAUGCGUUGAUUCAUUUCUUCCUCGAGGGUAGCUUCUUAUACCAUUGUUUCUUCUCAUGGAUGCCGCUCUCGUCGGUCAAGAACCCCUCGGCGCUCGCCGCCACGGCGCACAACUAUCUGGGAUACACCAACCGUGCUUAUGGAUCGCAGGCCGGCGGUGAUAAUCCGUUCGCGCAGCUGUGGAUGGUAUAUGCGAAGGCGGACAAGAGAUGGGCUGGUGCCGAUCUGACCGUAAUUAGUCUCGAGUUGCUCACCGUAUUCGUCGCCGGCCCGCUCGCCUGUCUCAUCUGCUACGGCAUCGCAAAGAGAGACCCCCGAACCAACAUUCUCAUCAUCAUUGUCGCGACCAUGGAACUAUAUGGCGGGUUUCUCACCUUCUGCCCGGAAUGGUUGACGCAGAACUACAAUCUCGACACGACCAACUUCAUGUACAAAUGGGUUUACCUUGUGUUCUUCAACAUGCUGUGGGUCUUUAUCCCCAUAUGGGCGAUAUGGAUUGCUGCUCAGGAUAUCAACGAAGCUUUCGUCGCGAGGGACAAGGCCCAGACGGUCAAGAAGACCAGAUGA